AACCUCAACCAGGACCAGCACCGGCAGGAGCUGGUGAACUGGGUGGACAAGGUUGGCGGCAAAGGGCCCGCUACCACGUUCGACUUCACCACCAAGGGCAUCCUCAACGUGGCCGUGGAGGGCGAGCUGUGGCGGCUGCACGGCACAGACGGUAAGGCGCCAGGCAUGAUCGGGUGGUGGCCAGCCAAGGCGGUGACCUUUGUGGACAACCACGACACCGGCUCCACGCAGCACAUGUGGCCCUUCCCUUCUGACAGGGUCAUGCAGGGAUAUGCCUACAUCCUCACGCACCCAGGGACGCCAUGCAUCUUCUACGAUCAUUUCUUCGACUGGGGCCUGAAGGAGGAGAUCGAUCGCCUGGUGUCGGUCAGGACCCGGCACGGGAUACACAACGAGAGCAAGCUGCAAAUCAUAGAGGCCGACGCCGACCUUUAUCUCGCCGAGAUCGACGGCAAGGUCAUCGUCAAGCUCGGGCCAAGAUACGAUGUGGGGAACCUCAUUCCGGGAGGCUUCAAGGUGGCCGCGCACGGCAAUGACUAUGCCGUAUGGGAGAAAAUAUGAGCAAAAUUGCGAGAGCAGCUCUACAAGUUCCUAUAUGAUACAUAUUAGUCCGAGCUCACGCUGUUUACAUAGUACAAUUUAAUACUUCCUCCAUGUAAAAGUGAGGAUGAGGGACAUGCAUUGUAUUUUUGAUAAAAUAAUGAUUUAUAAGGAUUUUCGC
Molecule: messenger RNA, 721 nt
Organism: Hordeum vulgare subsp. vulgare (domesticated barley)
Lineage: Eukaryota; Viridiplantae; Streptophyta; Magnoliopsida; Poales; Poaceae
Product: alpha-amylase type B isozyme
Exons: 2
Coding region: 166-561 (131 amino acids)
Biological process (GO): carbohydrate metabolic process
Molecular function (GO): alpha-amylase activity; calcium ion binding
Source: RefSeq, a predicted model, not a curated record